Molecule: messenger RNA, 1673 nt
Organism: Adelges cooleyi (spruce gall adelgid)
Lineage: Eukaryota; Metazoa; Arthropoda; Insecta; Hemiptera; Adelgidae
Product: zinc finger protein 160-like
Exons: 2
Coding region: 156-1505 (449 amino acids)
Source: RefSeq, a predicted model, not a curated record
AGUUGCGAAGCAUACAUCCACCAGGUCUUUCACUACGCCUUUCAUAUUAUUUGCUGAAUAAUCAUUUUUCGUGUAAAGCAACCGAUACCACAAAAAAUACAAACACCAACAUUAUUGAAACUAAAACACAAACUUCAGAAAAAAAUAUAGAAAAAAUGCGUCAGUUCGACUGCAAUAAAUGUCAAAAGAGGUUUGCAACCAAAAGUAAUAUAAUCCGGCAUAUUACGGAAUCGCAUUCCAAUACUUCCAAGGCAAAGAAAGUGCCUCGAAAAAAUAAAGUUAUCAAUCGAAACAGAAAAAGCAACAUGGAUACUCAAAAAAAAAAUCGCACAUUUAAUUGUGGUAUAUGUUUAAGGGGGUUUUCAUCGAAAUCACGCCUAAAAACACAUUGGCGCGUUCAUACCGGCGAGAAACCCUAUAAAUGCGAUGUGUGUGAAAAAUCCUUCAGGCUACAAUUUAUUCUCAAGAACCAUGCACGUAUACAUACCGGUGAAAAACCAUUUAAAUGCGAUGUCUGUGGAAAAACAUUUGCUUAUCAGGCAAACCUCAAAAGACAUGAAAGGGUACAUACCGGAGAGAAACUUUUUAGAUGUUAUGUCUGUAAAAAAACAUUUGGUCAUCAGUCAUCCCUCAAAACUCAUGAAAGGAUACACACUGGCGAGAAACCCUUUAGAUGCAAUGUCUGUGAAAAAACAUUCAGUGGACAAUCUUCCCUCAAGACUCAUGAACGCAUACAUACCGGUGAAAAGCCAUUUAAAUGCAAUGUCUGUGGAAAAACAUUUGCUUAUCGGGCAAACCACAAAAGACAUGCAAGGGUACAUACCGGAGAGAAACUUGUUAGAUGUUAUGUCUGUGAAAAAACAUUUGGUGAUCAGUCUUCCUUGAAAAAACACGGAAGGGUACAUACCGGAGAGAAGCUUGUUAGAUGCAAUGUCUGUAAAAAAACAUUUGGUGAUCAGUCUUCCUUGAACAGACACGAAAGGGUAGUACAUGCCGGAGAGAAACCCUUUAGAUGCAAUAUCUGUGAAAAAACAUUUGGUAGACAAUCACACCUCAAAACUCAUGAAAGGAUACACACUGGCGAGAAACCCUUUAGAUGCUAUGUCUGUGAAAAAACAUUCAGACACCAAUCAUAUCUCAAACCACAUGAAAACAUACACACCGGGGAGAAACCCUUUAAAUGUGAUGUCUGCGAAAAAAGAUUUGGUGUAAUAUCUAACCUCAAAAGACAUGAAAGGAUACACACUGGCGAGAAACCCUUUAGAUGCGAUGUCUGUGAAAAAACAUUCAGUCUACAGGAUUCACUUAAAAAACAUGAAAGGAUACACACCGGCGAGAAACCCUAUAAAUGCGAUGUCUGCGAAAAAAGAUUUGGUCAAAUAUCUAACCUCAAAACUCAUGAACGCAUACAUGUUGAUAGGGUACGAUAUAAAUGCUCAGUCUGUGACAAAUCGUAUGGUCGCCAAAUUUAUCUCAAUAAACAUAAAGCAAAAGCACACGACUAAAGCCUCAUAUACCUCUCGUGACUAACAGAUUUAAAAUACUUUAAGUUACAACUUUGUGUUGUUUUUCUUUUUUUUUUUUUUACUUAUGAUUUAAUUCGUACUCAUGAUAUACGUGUAUACUUCAUAGUUUUUCAAUGUUUACUGCCGUUCAACUGAUCACUAACAUUA